Messenger RNA from Xyrichtys novacula (pearly razorfish), 7047 nucleotides. The record is from the annotation of a GenBank genome assembly. Lineage: Eukaryota; Metazoa; Chordata; Actinopteri; Labriformes; Labridae.
ACUCAAACGAGAACAUUUUCGCGAUACAUUUAAUUGUCACUCGCUAUAAAUGAACUGUUUAGAAAUUUUGGCGCGAUUUUGCUCCGUAGCGGAAGGACACAGGCGGUAGUCGAUUUAUAAACCGAGCGACCCCGACAGCCACACCUACUCUGUCUGCUAGUAGCGGAGGAGAAGAAGAAGAAAAAGAAGAGAGAGACAGGAUAUAAACACCAUGCUGCCGUGUUACGACUUUAAUUUCACACGCAGAAAAUUUCCCCCACACACAGAGUUGUAGUGAUUUUCCUCUCCUUUUGGACUUUAAAGGAUAUCUCGGACGUUUCCUCCAUUUUUCUUCAUUGUGAAUUCCCCUCUCUAUAAGGACAGCUGAAGGUAACUUGGUGCAUGCGGGUGAAAUGGGGUUACCUUCUGUUAUCUAACUUGCAUAUGAGACGUGGAAAGCUUUUUUGUUGCUGGUCGUAAAUGUGGUUUUGUGCAUUUAUGUGCUAGUUUUAUGUAGAUUUAGGGGGUUAAAUCGAUGAAUGUCGAUUUUCAUGUCUAAAGUCUGCAGUCGCUCAACCCAUGCUGGGUUUAAAUGACCCGAACUGCGGGUCAACCUGAGAAAUCUGUCGGACUUUGUGUUCCUGUCCACACAAUGACACUGUCACCCCCUGAAACAUGAUAAUAGGGUGGCUACACGUCUUUAAUAGUAUCAAGUUUUAUUACAUUUUUACUUUUGGAGAAAAUGUGUGUAUGUUGUGUUCUUUUUUUAAGAAAAAAAAAAAAAACGAAUUUCACACAGAAUCACAAACAGAUGAUUAAUGAAUUUCUACUGAAGCUUCAGUCAAAACCUGAUUUGAAAAAAUAAAAAACAACAAAAACGGUCAUUUCUUUGAGUCUCCACUUUAAACCCUCAUGUGCACACGCUGUUCUCAGCCUCCGGGACUUUUUGACAGUCUCAUCUAUUCAUGAGUUGAUCACAGAAGUUUAAUGCCUAAGUAAACCUGACACACUUGAAAAUGAAACACUUUUAAUGGCUGUUAUUACAGUCAAGGAGCAGAUUGGUCUGGGUUAAAGUUCUGUUAAAUGUUCUCCUGGCUAAGUCCAAGUCUGUCUGCACCUCACACACUGCUGCUUUGUUCUCUCACACAGACUGCUAUACAUGCACGUAUAUAAGCAUGAGAGGCUGAUUAUUAUAGGAUUUCCCCUCAUAAAAUAGGGCCUCCCUUUGUCUGUUGUCCUGUGGUUUUGCAUACAAAUGAUUGAUUUGCAUAAUUUUUGCUUCAGUUUUAUAGCUUUGAUGAGUGGUUCGCUUAAGCAGCAGUUUCUAGAAGGAACCCUGGCUGUUUUUUAGGAUUAUAGGUAGGUUCUUUUGGCUUUUUUAAAUGACUCAUGAUAUGUCUGAUAUAAGUUUCUCAGGGCCAAUACUGACACUUAUUUAUAACCAUUAUGGAACCAAUGUGUAUUUGCAGUUAAAAUAAACUUUGGUCUGUGAAAAAUUCAUUUGCUAUAAGAGAAGCUGCAGUAGUGGUAAAAAGAUGCACACUUUUGAAUGGAUAAAUAUGAUCAGGAAUCUGCUGCAUGUGGGCUCCUCGUACUUGGUUGUAAACUUGGUUUUGUGUAUUGACUUGAUUUCCUGCGUGAGUGUGAAACAGCAGCAGAGGUCUUACGUGUUGCAUGACUAAAGGAAGACAAAGGAAGCCGACAAACUUUCUCUCAAGCUACCCCCACCCCCACCCAGGCUGUUUUUAUGCACUUUCUUUGAAGGGAAAAUGUAAAUUGUGAAAAGGGGUGUAAAAUUUCUGGCAUGGACUCUCCCAGCUGUUCCUGUGAUGUCAUGGGAAGGGGGGCGCCAAAUUUUCGGGGUGAUUUACGCCUUGGGGUAGCGAUGUGGGCGGGGCUUAAGUGAUGUAAACACAGAUAAAAGGUGGUACGCUGCCUUUGACUCUCUCAGUGAGGAGAAACCAGUGAAAACUUUUACUACAACACGUGUCUCUGCUGCUGCUGGAUUUUCUCAUUCAGUCCUCCACACUACCAGCUCUUCUUCUUCCCUGGAUUUUAAACUUCUCACACUCCUCUACCUCACUGGUUAAUUUAUUUUUGGGUGUUUUUGUCGGUUUUUCUCACAGAGACCACCAUCAAGAUGUUGCAAAGCUUCGCUCAGUCACAGGACUGGCUUUACUCUGAGCCAUUGCUGUUUGAUGAUGAGUUCUGCCAGAGUUUGAUGAAGGACCUCCAGUCUUUGCCAACUCCCCCACAGUCCCCUCCAAUGAAGGCUGAGGUCGGCAGCAGUAAGCCCCUGUCCAAGGAGGACCAGCUGAGCUUUGUGUCCGAGCUCCUCCUGGAGGAUCGCGACAUGCAGCUCAACUGGAACUACGACUUCUUCCACUCCGACAUGGCAGAGAAGGAGGGUGAGCCCAUCCAGCCUUGCUCCCCACUGGAGGAGAGCGGCGAGGACUGCCUGUGGCGGUGUCUCGCAGGAGACAAGAGCCUAGAGGAGAAGCUGGUCUCCACCAUGCUCAGCUCCAGCCCACUGCUUUCAGAAAUCAAUGAAAGCAUAUUUGAGGAGAUCGCUGGGUCCACUCUGGACUGCCAGAACCUGAUGAACACUCAGGAGUCCAGCGAAUCCACAUCAGACUAUGGGUCAACAGGAGGAUCCACAUAUUCAUCCAGUGACUCUGGUAAGUUCAAACUUCCUCAUACUUAACCUUUAUGGUGAAGUUCUGCUAAAACGCUGCACCCAUUUCUAAACCUCAAACCAAUGAGCCCGACUUAGAGGACCGAGUUAAUUUCGGUUUUCUUGAUUUUAUUCUUAAAUCUUAAGGAUUUUGGGAUAAAAUCUUUUCUGCUGUUUUGGAAGUUUCUUUUUUUCUUACAGGAUUGCUGAUGUUUUUUGUGGAUCUCACAUCAGAGUUUCACCGUGUUAAACUUCCUCCCCUUUUACGGAUGUUGUAGUCCUGAUAAUCAUAUCCGACCUUGUUCUCGUGCAGCUUAUCAGUAUAAACAGUCUUCUCCCUCAGCUCCUUCCCUAGUAUUUCAUUGAUAACUCAUGGUUAAUGUUUAGUGGCACCGAGCCCGAGUUGUUCUUUGAACUCCUCUUAUCUGCAUGCCGGCCGACCACCUGGAGUGUUUUAUGACUCAAGGAUGUAGCUGGAGUGUGGGCGGGGCUUUAGCUGUUGACUGACAUAAUGAGAUGACACGAUUGACUGUAAUAGUGUGUGUGUGUGUUUGUGUGAGAGAGUCAUGUUCAGGAGCUCCGUCUAUUACCACCUAAUGAGUCAUCACAAGGACUUAAGCCCUGUGGCAUCCUGUACUUUCUAAACCAGAGAAGAAGAACAAGGGGCUGACUAGUGCUUAUUGAAUUAUCUGGUCAGGAUUAGUCAUUGCUAAAAAUAGAAAAAACAUGUUUUCAGUCUUUAUGUAUCCAUCAGGACUGUCACGACUGUAGAGCGUCACCCAUUUUCAUAGUAAGGGGCGGUAGUGGGUCGUGAUGCCAGUUUUACAGCCUUGGAAGUGGCACAAACUUCAUUUUUAAAAUAAAACCAUGUUUUUACAGACUUGGGAAUAAAAUCACAGAAAUUCCAAAAAUAAAUGUAGAGCACAAUCAUUUCAAGGAAGUCCUGUUUGUGUCUAUGUGUGUGUGUAAGCAGAUCCCUUAUGUGUACAGUGCAUACACUCUUGUUUUUGGUGUCAGUGUAUUCUCUGAAAUGUCAUGUCGUCAUCACGCCGCAGAUUCAGCUCCCCAAAGGGUCAAAAAAACAAACCCGUCUGACCUUUUCUUCUCUUUCUUCCACAGAGGAGGAGAUUGAUGUAGUGACUGUGGUGCGCUGUUCCUCCAGCCCCCCCCCUCUGCCCUCAUUGGCUGAUCUGUCAACCCGUCAGCAGAAGCAGGAAGAGGAAAAGCGGGCCCUUCAGCGCCACAACAUUGAGAUUCAGCUGCAACACAACUAUGCUGCGCCAUGUCCUGCCUCACCACCGCCACCGUCUUCCUCGUCUAACAAACGCACGAGAGGGAGUGAUGGCUCAUCCCGCUACCAUCACUCCUCCUCCCGCAGCUCGUCCUCCUCAUCCUCCUCUUCAUCACGAUACCACCACCACCACCACCACCACUCAUUCAAGAAUUCAACAGAGACGGAAGAUGAAGAAGAGAGGAGGAGAACGCACAAUGUAAUGGAGAGGCAGAGGCGGAACGAGCUAAAGAACUGCUUCAUGCGCCUGAGAGAUAACGUUCCUGAGCUGUCGCACAACGACAAGGCGUCCAAGGUGAUCAUCUUGAAGAAGGCAAGGGAUUGCAUCUACGGCCUGGAAGACGAAGGUCAUAGACUGCAGUCCAAGAGGGACAAACUUAGAGCCAAGCAGGAGGAGCUGAAAGCCAGGCUGGAGCAGCUCCGCAGCUAAUGGACCAAUCACAGGCUGUGAUUGUAGCUGCUUAUUGAGGACACUUUGUACAAAGACUAGGGAGGUGUCAUGCUGAAAGGAGUGCACAAACUUUAAGACAUUUCAAGGACUUCAUGGUAACAAUAACUGUGUCUGGACUGUAUAGACUUAUGUAACACACACACUCAUUGCCUCAGAUUUGAUCAUUCUCAUGCCUUGACUGCUGACUGUUGUAGAGAGUAGGACUUUUAAAUUUGGAACGAGGUCGGAGAGAGCAGAGCAGAUAUUUUUAUUUUCGCUGGGCUGGACGCACAUAAAACACAAAAACCUCUUUGGUCGUCAUUCGUACUUUGGGCAGAGGUGUGCCCUUGGCCAAAUAAUUUGAAGCCUCAUGAGCUAGGUAGUUGAAUGAAACUUGAAUAUUGUGUUUUCAGGACGUAUUAUAGCCAUACUAACCAGUGAUCCCUCCACUCUGACUGAUGUGUGAUGCUGGCUUCAGAGUAUUUGGUCAACUGCACCUCCUUCAGCUCUGAUUAAAGAGGUUGCAUUAUGCUUAUUUCACAUUACAAAUGAACCAAUUUUAAAUGAUACUGAAAUGGUCUGCUCAGAUUGGUCAUACCAAUCAGUGAGACCUUACACGGCAUAAUGAUCAUAACGUACCUGUGCUUUGUUGCUGCGGGCUCUUUCACUGCCCCUCCAAAUUUAGGGGUUAGAUAGUAGUCAUCUUCAAUAGAGUGACAAGACUUUGUAGCAUGGCAACAGUGGAGGAGGGCUCUGGAAUGCAGCGUUCUGAGGGUAUGAGUUCCGGAAUGCUGUGACUUGGAGUGCUGGGUUCCAAAGUGCCUUAAAGAGACAGUAGAGGUUCAAAUGAGGGUUUUCAAAGACGUCCGUCUGAGGGUUAGGGUUAUCAGAUCUGUUCAUGGUAAAAAUACCAACCCUAAACAUGAGCAUCAUGGCUCCUCUUGCAUCCCAGUCGGAGUCCAAAGAGGUAUUCAAUGUGCUUCCAGCCCCGCUUGACUUCAGGCGGACCCUUGGGCCCAACACCACUCUGUUAUCAGGUUCAUGUGUUUAGACAGUACUGUAUAGACCAGGUGUGAUACUGUACAAAUACCGAUGCUCAGCCUGGGUUCAGUUCACCACCAGUUUACUCCCCCCAGUGUGUGUGUGUGUGUGUGGGUGUGUGUUUUCUCAAGCUGGGAAAAAAAACUGUGUGUGAGGAAUAACCAGUUCAAGCUUGGAAGUAGCCAUAAUAAGCAGCAUUCAGGUUCUGAGGAGGCUGAACUGGAGCGGGAACUGAACCCCGAGGUGAGCUACAGUAGCAAUUCAGCCAAAGUUGGGUCAGAGAAACCUCUGAAUAAGGCUUGUAUGUUUGAAAAAUGGAGAUGGUAUAUUUAAAGGUUCUGGUUGGAAGAAUACUGUGACGUUUAGUUCUGCUGCUCAGAAAGCAGCCAUCCUUCUAAAUGUACAAUAAGAAGAGGAUGAUAUUUUAUUAUCCAGUGAUCGAUGCUUCAGUGUGACAGAGAUUCAUCAACUGGUGGCCCAAGAUUAUCAAACAUCAGUUUUGUUGGGAUGAGCUUCAACCUCUUUGCAUCCACCUGCUUCAAUCAACCAGAUAGUUUCCUAUAAGUAAAAAGCUAACUUCUAUCAACAAGACGCUGAUUUUUCUGAGCACCUAUAAAAUCAUUAGAUGAUAAAGUGUUUGCCCUUUUGUAAAUUAAGAUUUCAACCAUGUAUAUUUUCUAGAGGUGAGGAUCACUCCCCUGAAUAUGUCACUUGUCAAUGGAUGACUCCACUGGUACCAGUUUGUUCCCUGAUAAGCUGUUCUUUUGGUUCAAGGGGUCCAAAACUGGUUCUGGAGAUUAUCAAUCCGAGUGAUAUUAAAAAGUAAAUAUGAUUAAAGUAGGUAUUUUUAAAAAUAAUGGCGAUCUGUACCUGUUCACCAUGAGCUUGUCGUACCUCUCAGGUGUUUGGUUGAGCUGGUACUUUGGGCUGGAUAUGAAGUUUGCCAAUAUGAUCCAUUUAAUGUGCUGUUUGUAAUGAAAUGUGCAGAUGGGAAAUGUUUGCUUCUUGGUGUCAAAUGUCUUAAAAUGCAUCCUGUAAGUAUUUUUGUAUUGGAAUAGAGUUCUUCCUCUUCCUCAGUCUGGCUGUACUUGAACAGACCCUGUUUGUUGGUAGAGAGAGUGGAGGUGUUUUUGGUGUUUAAUGGUAAAAACCUGUUCUGCCUUGAAAUGUACUCUGUUCAGGACUCCUAGUUUCUUUUGUUUGAUUACGCUGCUGUCAUGUUAAAACCACAAAUGCUUCCAAUACGAGUUAAUUAUUUUGUAGUUUUAGAUUUUCAGUUAUUUUUGCUAUUCUUCUAGAGCUUUUCGGUCACCGCGUUUUUCAAGGGCGGAUUUGGAGGUUUUAACGGGACAGCAGAGGUGAAACAUUUUUUUUGUUAGCAUGAUAAACCUACCUCCACCUGGCUGCAGUCUGGCCUGUAAUGUUGUUUUAUUUUUUAAUUUUUUUCCUGUCUAUAUUAUUGUAUAGAUUUGUUUUUAUUAAAAUGUAAAUAUUUUUGUUAUUGUAUCAUAAAUUAUUUUUGUCAUUUUUUUUCUUUGUUCAUAUGAAUUUGAGGAUUUAAAAAAUGUUAUUCUUUACCAAGCAGCACUUUUUUGAUAUUGAUGUAAUUAAAGAACGAGAAUGAGCUGAGAA